AUGGGCCGAAGCCUUCCUGCCUAUGGCCCUGCCCUGCCAGCAAGAGAGGAGAGGGUGUGGGAGAACUCGCACGACGCGGACAACGGAGAAAAGUACGCGCGAGGGCGGCUUGGUGUCGAUGGGUAUCGACAAGGGGCAACGCGGAAUCAGCCGUACAAGGCCGAGGCGCCGAGGCAGCAGAGAGCAGUGAGCAGGGCGGAGAGAGACGCGACGGACCUACGCACGAUGAUAGACCAAAGAGACCACGCACAACCACAAGAACCUAUGGCCCUUCAAGGGUAUGUGAAGCAGGUUGCCAUCGCCUUGAGUAGAGAGGACGGGGAGCUGCUGGAAGAAUGCCUCAGCAUUUCUCCAGCCAUCGCAGGGGAGCAGCGGCUGCUGGAAAGCAGAUUGUCCGAUGAUGAUGUGGAGGCGGCAUGCUCAGGGGGUGGGCGGGACUCGCUCCCGCCGGUGGCAGUUUCGUUGUGCAGGGAGAUGCUGCUAUACCUCCAGGCGGUCAAGAAUGACGACGCGAAAGAGGCCUUCAAGCACUAUCGAGGAGCCUUUCGUGUGUUUGUCGAAGACAACUCGCUCCUGGGGUUUCGCGGAGGGCAGUCGGGCUGGCUUCUACCGACGUUGGCGACAAUGAGCCGCGGGGUUAGGCUUCUCGCCAAUGAGAAGACGGACCUGGACGACGAGGACGCUCAGGCAGACGUUGUCGGCCUCCUCCACACAGCUUUCAGCGCGUGCCUUCGAGACAGAUCGACUGACCCAGUAGAGUCAAAGAAGCUAAUGGCGAUGCACAUGGCGGUCGUGCUGUUCAAGCACUGCUUCAAGCUCAACCGCCUCAGAAUGUGCCAAGAUUUGUCCAAGAAUGUACGUGGGGGGACAGGCGAUGCGGAAAGCUUGGCUGUCCGCGCAGACGUGGUGGCUUUUCUUUACUACGAAGGCAAGACUUUCAUGCACAACGCUGCCAACGACAAACACGAGAGGGCUAAGGCCGAGACAACGCUGACCAGGGCUCUCAAAGAGUGCCAUGUCGCGGCUACGGGAAACCGAAGACGAAUUCUGGUGAAUCUCGUGCCCCUGAGAAUGAGGAUGGGAUGUUUGCCGGAGCGACGCCUGCUGGAGAAGUACGACUUGCUCAUAUUCGAUGACUUCUCCACUGCCAUACGUCAGGGAAACCUCAAGCGGUUCUCUCUGCUCAUGAAGCAGCACGAGCGCGCUCUCAUAUUGUCAGACCUUCUGCCGCAUCUGGAGGGGUGUCGUCUUAUGAUGUACAGGCAGGUCCUCAAACAAAUCGCUACGGCAACAGAUGCCAACGUCCUUCCCUUCAGGGUGAUCGUUCUCGGACUUGUUCUAAGGGGGCACGAGUUCGACAUCGACAACGAUAGCUUUGAUCCCCAACAGAGCGCCGAGGAGCGAGAGCUUGCCCGAUGGGACGAGGUUACGUUCAUACUCGCUGGCCUUAUCAUGGACGGGCUGAUCAGCGGCGUUGUGAGAAGUCGCGACGCUCAGCUGCUGCUCAGCAAGAAGACCGGUUUCCCUGAUUUGCCGGAAGUAACCGAAACCGGCCUUCGACCUCGACUUCGACCUCGACCUCGACCUCCCUCUCGCCAUUUAAGACCAACAAGCACCUUCAACAUUUUUCCCGCCAAGGUUGAGUCGUAGAAGUGAGUUUUCAGUGGUUGUCAAAAGGAAAACCAGUGCGGCUGAAGGCAACGCGGUAUAGAACAACAGCAGCGGUGGCAGUAAAGGUUGAGAUUGGCCUCGAGAUUUCCCGUGGACACAGGUGGUGGGGCUGGAUUGGCGGGACGAUGGAGGGGAGGAGGACAAACCCGUUGUGUGCCUGCGAGUGGUUCGAUGCAGCAUGUAGACUGUUGCAGUAUCGUCUGGGGAUAUGUACUAUGUACUGGUUGUGGGGCCCCUAGUUUGAUUUCUAACUUCGUGGCUAUGUAAGCACAUGUGUUUGUACUCAUCCCACACCAUCCACGUUACUUGGGGCAUUUCUUGCAAAAGGGUGUGGCCGGGUUGGUCGUUCGAGACUGACUGUGUUUACUUUUCGCCUACCUCGACACCCUUAGAAUUCGCGGCAUUCAAUACAUGGAGGGAAAUGGUAACGACUGAAGACUGAAGAAUGAAUAGAAGUAAUUCUUGUAGUUUGUUGCACCGUGGCUUCAUCACGUGCCACAAUAAUUCGGAUAUUUAGUAUAUCAGCAGAAUGGGUAGUGGUUCGGGAGGCCUCUCUCUCCCCUCGUUAAUUCCCGACGUCCAUGUUUUCCUUGUUCCCGUCAUCCUCAGUAUGCAACUGUUCUUGUACCCACCCUUGCAAAUAGUGUUACGUGCUGGACUGUGAUCAUGUCCGGUACA
This is a messenger RNA of Ectocarpus siliculosus, 2349 nucleotides long. The record is from the annotation of a GenBank genome assembly. Lineage: Eukaryota; Phaeophyceae; Ectocarpales; Ectocarpaceae.